Molecule: messenger RNA, 896 nt
Organism: Daktulosphaira vitifoliae (grape phylloxera)
Lineage: Eukaryota; Metazoa; Arthropoda; Insecta; Hemiptera; Phylloxeridae
Exons: 5
Coding region: 282-896 (204 amino acids)
Source: RefSeq, a predicted model, not a curated record
AUAUAUAUAUAUUUUUUUUUUUUUUUGAUAAUUCUCUGUAUUAUUCUUAAAAUAUUGUAUUCUUUGACCAAUAAUACAAUUAAAAUAAAUAAGUAUUGUUUAUACUAAAUUUAUUUAUAAUUGGCUUAUACAUUUUUUUAAUGAAUUUUUACAAUUAAGUUUCCUUGACAAUUAGAUGUAAAUGUUGAUUUUAUCGACAUUUCAGUUCACUUCGUUUUUUCCCGUGAAAAAUAAACUAUCGUCUUGUGUAAUUAUUAAGAUUUAUUUAAUUAGUUAUUGAUAUGGCAAGUGAAAAAAAUAUUUUUGGUCAAACAAAUGAAUCAAACUUACAUAAGGUCAUACGCAGAGUUGAAGAAAUAUGGAAUCGUCGUUUCAUGCAUUCCAAUUGUGUUUUAAAUAAUACAAAUAAAGGACAAAUAUCAAAAAAGUCAACUAAAGAUGGAAGAAUUAUCUCAAUUAUUAAUAAAAAUAUUUAUCCUAUAAAAAAUUCCAUUAUUCCAAAAAAACGCACGUAUCGAAAAACGAAUAAAAAUGAUAAAAUUAUUCCAGAAAAAUUGAAUAUGAUGCAGCAAAGAGAAUUCGGAACACUUUUUCAGAAUGAAAAAUCUGAAAAAUAUAAAAAUGAAAUUUUAAAUUCAACAGAAAAAAAAAAUAUAGCAAUUUCAAAAGACAAUCCGCUAUUAAUAUCAGCUGAUUUGUUAGAAAAGAGUUUUCAUAAGAAAAAUUUGGAACGCAAAAAAUCCGAAAUAAAAAAACAACUUUUUGAGAUAUCUUCUAAUACUACUGCUCGACCAAAUUUAAAAAGAAAUUCAUCCGAAGAAGAUGAAAAAGUCAUAAAAAAGCCAAAAGUUAGUUCGAAUCCUUUGACCUUAAAUACGCCGAAUGACGUAAAUUGA